Fusarium musae is the source of this 1614-nucleotide messenger RNA. RefSeq lists its product as uncharacterized. The record is from RefSeq and is a predicted model, not a curated record. The transcript has 4 exons. Bases 1 to 1614 code for a protein of 537 amino acids. Gene Ontology annotation, cellular component: membrane. Lineage: Eukaryota; Fungi; Ascomycota; Sordariomycetes; Hypocreales; Nectriaceae. Gene Ontology annotation, molecular function: myo-inositol:proton symporter activity. Gene Ontology annotation, biological process: transmembrane transport.
AUGGACCGCAAGUCUGAUAUUGAAGAUCAGGUCAAGCAUGAUGUUGAACACAUCGACCAUCUCACGCCACAAGACUUUACUCGAAAUGCCAAUGCCAAAAUUCGUAAUCCUCUCGCUGGCAUAUCUCGAGCUGACCUGAGAACGCAAGUCAAUGCCUUCUGCGAAGACUACGACUUCCAGGACAAAAUAGACGUCUUCUACCGGGGUGCACUCGCAGCUCAAAACCUUACUAGUUACGAGAAUAUCGAAGAGCUUACUGACGAGGACAAACGCGUGCUGCAAAGGGAAGUGACUCAUAAGUGGCAUCUUCCUCGUACUCUCUACUACGGCAUUGCUCUUUGCUCUCUUGGAUCUGCCGUUCAAGGCCGGGACAACACUGGGGCAAACGGAGCUAACCUAUCGUUCCCGCAAGAAUUCGGCAUUGAGCAUAGAACCACUCUUAUUGGUGUCAUCAACUCUGGGCCCACGCUCUUCGGUCUGUUGAGUGCUUGGGCAGCUGAUCCUAUCAACAACCGCAUUGGCCGUCGAGGCGCCAUUUUCUUGACCGGCCUCUUCUGUAUCUUUCCGGUACUUGCUCAAGCGUUUACCCAGAACUGGUGGGGACUCUUGAUCUGUCGUCUUUUUAUGGGCUUGGGAAUGGGUAUCAAGAUCUCAACCAUUCCCGUUUACUCCGCCGAGAUUGCCCCAGCUUCCAUCAGAGGCGGCAUUGUCACCAGCUUUCAGCUAUGGGUUGCUUUCGGCAUUUUUGUAGGAUUCUGCUCGAACCUCAUCUGGUAUCGUAUCGGAGACCUUGCUUGGCGGUUCCAGCUUGCAGCUGCGUUUGUCCCAGCUAUUCCGGUAGUUAUCUUUGUUUGGUUCUGCCCUGAAUCCCCUCGGUGGCUUAUCAAGAAGGGCCGUUACCAAGACUCUUUCAAAGUGUUCCGCCGUAUCCGCAACACAGAGAUGCUAGCAGCCCGAGACUUGUACUAUGCUCAUCGACAGAUCCUUGAAGAGAAAGAUGCCUUUGGUGGGAAGACCCUCGCACGUCGUAUGUGGGAACUCAUCAGCGUCCCUCGCCUCCGCCGAGCUACAGUGGCGUCGUCAUGGAUCGUCAUCUCGCAGCAAUUUUCCGGAAUCAACAUCAUGGCAUUUUACUCGUCCACCAUCUUUGCUGCUGCCAACUACUCCACAAGGGACUGUCUUCUUGCUUCUAUGGGAUAUGGUCUUGUCAUGUUUAUUUUUGCCUUCCCUGCUGUUUAUAUGGUUGACACCUUUGGCCGCCGAAAUCUGCUACUAGUUACCUUCCCCAACAUGGCAUGGUGUUUGCUGGCGGCAGGGUUCAGUUUUCAGAUUGGCAAAGACUCUAGUGCCAGAGUUCCGCUUAUCGCUUUCUUCAUUUACCUCUUCACUGCCAUGUAUGGACCUGGCAUUGGACCGCUACCUUCUAUAUAUUUCUCCGAAGCCUUUCCACUGUCGCAUAGAGAGAUUGGCUCCGCCUUCACCAUCUGUGUCAACAACGCGGUUGGCAGUGCAUUGACCUUAACAUUCCCGUCCCUUCUUGAUCGUCUUGGGCCGACCGGGGCUUUCGGCUUCUACGCAGGCCUCAACGUUGUAGCCUUUAUCGUGAAUUCCUGA